Anopheles stephensi (Asian malaria mosquito) is the source of this 1421-nucleotide messenger RNA. RefSeq names its product GPN-loop GTPase 1. The record is from RefSeq and is a predicted model, not a curated record. Gene Ontology annotation, molecular function: GTPase activity. Lineage: Eukaryota; Metazoa; Arthropoda; Insecta; Diptera; Culicidae. Bases 16 to 1383 code for a protein of 455 amino acids. The transcript has 4 exons.
GAUUGCUAUGCGGAGAUGGGCCAAGGUCGUAGAGAAAAUUGCGGAUCCAACUGUCAUUCUACUACCGGUAUGUACCAACCUUGUCGUUCAUCGAAUGGUCCAUCUGUUAAAACCAAUUGUGUAACAACCUUAGCCCAACAAGAAGCGGUUUGUUUACAGCAAAUCACGCGUGAUCAGCAAACUGUUCUGGAACCGAACACAUCUAACAUCAUCAAACCAAUUGAAUCAGACCCUGGAAAGAUGGAAACAACGGAGCCAAGCGCGGCACCGGCUUCCGCAGGUACUUCCGCAGGAAAAACGGCUCCGAAAAAGGGGCCUGUCUGCAUCAUCGUGCUCGGAAUGGCUGGCUCAGGCAAAACCACUUUCGUGCGGAAGUUAGCCCAACACCGGCAUGCGAACGGUUCCUUGCCGUACUUGAUUAAUCUGGAUCCUGCGUGCCACGAAACACCGUAUCCAGUAAAUAUUGAUAUACGCGAUACGGUGAAAUAUAAAGAGGUAAUGAAACGCUACAAUCUAGGACCGAACGGUGGAAUCGUGACGGCACUGAACUUGUUUUCCACCAAAUUUGGCAAAGUAAUCGAGCUGAUAGAAAAGGCGAAGGAAACGCACGAAUACUGCGUCAUCGAUACGCCGGGACAGAUCGAAGUAUUCACCUGGUCGGCAUCAGGCACCAUCAUUACCGAAGCAUUGGCCACCGCCUUCCCGACCGUCAUAGUGUACGUGAUGGACAUCGUUCGUUCCACUAGCCCAACCACCUUCAUGUCCAACAUGUUGUACGCCUGCUCCAUCCUGUACAAAGCACGUUUACCGUUUGUUAUUGUGAUGAACAAAAUCGACAUUCAAGAACACACAUUUGCGGUGCAAUGGAUGCAAGACUUUGAAGCGUUCCAGGAAGCACUGGCAAACGAAACUGCCUACGUGAGCAAUCUGACUCGAACGAUGUCGCUGACGCUGGACGAGUUUUACCGCAACUUAAAAACUUGCGGCGUUUCGUCAACCACCGGAAUUGGAUUCGAACAAUUCUUCAUGCUGCUCAAUGAAGCAGUGCAAGAGUACGAAAGUGAUUACAAACAGGAGUACGAUAAACUGCGAGAAGAGAAAGCCAACAAAAAGCGCACUGAGGAACAAUCAACAAAAUCAGUCAGCGAUAUGGGUGAGGAAGUUCCGCUUGGCAAUGAGAGUGACAUCGUUACGGAUCGCAACGAUCCCAUCUAUCUAAAGCAUCCAGCAAACGAAAGUUCCGAUGACGAUGAAGGACACGAAGGCGAUGGUUCGGUAGUGGCCGUGGGUGACGACGAAGCGGAGGAGAUCAAUUUUAACAAUUUCAUCCAACAACACCGUCGACAGCAAGCCGAAAAGCAACAAAAACAAAGUACCAAAUAAAGCCACAACGCGAGAUGGUAUGAUGAAGGAUCACCGCA